UGAGUGUAGUGAGUGGCAGUGACACAAGGAUCAUGUAAAAUUUAAUUUGCUUUCCACACCAACCAUCGACCUUGUUGCAUUAUCACAAACACCUUAACCUCAUUCUCAAUCUCUCUCUCUGCUGCGUCACAAUGCAACAAGCCAUGGCGCACCACACUCUUCUCUCACACUCAUCUUUCCAACCACUUCUCUCUCCUCAUUCACUUCUCCGAUCAUCCUUCUCCGGUGCCUCCCUCAAGUUCUCUCCACAAUCGCUAACCCUUUCAGCCUCCAAGCCCCUCACCGUCGUCGCUGCCACCAAGAAAGCCGUCGCCGUCCUCAAGGGAAACUCCGCCGUCGAAGGCGUCGUCACUCUCACCCAAGAAGACGAUGGCCCAACAACAGUUAAUGUUCGUGUUACUGGCCUUACUCCGGGGCUUCAUGGUUUUCACCUACAUGAGUAUGGUGAUACCACAAAUGGGUGUAUAUCAACGGGAGCACAUUUUAAUCCUAAUAAAUUGACACAUGGUGCUCCUGGAGAUGAAAUCCGUCAUGCGGGUGACCUGGGAAACAUAGUUGCUAAUGCAGAUGGGACUGCAGAGGCAACAAUCGUGGAUAAUCAGAUACCACUCACUGGCCCCACUUCAGUAGUUGGAAGAGCCUUAGUGGUUCAUGAGCUUGAGGAUGACCUUGGAAAAGGUGGGCAUGAACUUAGUUUGACAACUGGAAAUGCUGGUGGAAGAUUAGCAUGUGGUGUGGUUGGCUUGACUCCAGUAUAAAUGCAACGAAUGUUUUUGUGGCAGUCAUGUUAUUUUAUCUGUUGUUUGCUUUCUUCGGUGACCCCAUGUCUUAUGAAGCAUGAUGACCUAUUGUUGUUUAAUUGCUUUCUUCAGCUACCAGUGUAAACUAUGAAGCUUAAUGUCCUUCUAAAGAUCAGUGUGCAAAUGAGUCAUCAAAACGCGUUAGUCCCUUACCUGGGAUAAAUCAUGGGGUCAGGUGUUUACUCCCCAAUAAAAUUUGAUUUCUGAUA
Messenger RNA from Gastrolobium bilobum, 1009 nucleotides. RefSeq names its product superoxide dismutase [Cu-Zn], chloroplastic. The coding region runs from base 132 to 758 and encodes 208 amino acids. NCBI's taxonomy places the organism in Eukaryota, Viridiplantae, Streptophyta, Magnoliopsida, Fabales, Fabaceae. The record is from RefSeq and is a predicted model, not a curated record. Gene Ontology annotation, molecular function: copper ion binding; superoxide dismutase activity. Gene Ontology annotation, biological process: removal of superoxide radicals. The transcript has 8 exons.